Messenger RNA from Rotaria sp. Silwood2, 255 nucleotides. NCBI's taxonomy places the organism in Eukaryota, Metazoa, Rotifera, Eurotatoria, Philodinida, Philodinidae. The record is from the annotation of a GenBank genome assembly.
AUGAGAGUAUAUCCAAAUUCACAAUUAUUGAAAUUAGAUGAACAAUUAAUUACUGGACAAUUUCUUGCAUCCAUUAUUUUAGCACAUAUUGAUUUUGAUAAUACAAUUCACUCGACUAAUCGAUUUCAAUCAAAUCUUGACAGAGAUCUAUUGAUAACAAACGAAGAAAUAAGAAAAAUGGUUUCACAUUUAUCCUGUGAAUCGAACAAUGAUACUUAUUGGAAUGAGUUUCUAGUUAAUGAUCAAUUAACAUAA